Messenger RNA from Aspergillus caelatus, 536 nucleotides. Its product is annotated as cytochrome c oxidase subunit VIb. NCBI's taxonomy places the organism in Eukaryota, Fungi, Ascomycota, Eurotiomycetes, Eurotiales, Aspergillaceae. Bases 128 to 397 code for a protein of 89 amino acids. The transcript has 4 exons. Gene Ontology annotation, cellular component: mitochondrion; respiratory chain complex IV. The record is from RefSeq and is a predicted model, not a curated record.
CACCACUCCACUGGCGCAAACCUCACCCCAUCUUCCUUCUCCAACUCCCCUCUCACCCACGCCCAACCCACCCCAUAUACCCCUUUAAAAUUUAUUCUAGAGACCUUUCUGUCUCCUUACAGUCAAAAUGGGUGCUAUUCCUGAGGCCGAUCCCGAUGAGCCCAUGGAGACCAAGCCCUUCAAGUUCGCAAUUGCUAAUUCCCCUCUUCACUCCAGGACCAAGCACUGCUGGCAAAACUACGUCGACUACUACAAGUGUGUCACCGCCAAGGGCGAGGAUUUCCGUCCAUGCCGUCAGUUCUACCACGCUUUCCGCUCCCUGUGCCCCAAGGCCUGGACUGACCGCUGGGACACCCAGCGCGAGGCUGGCAACUUCCCCGUUCGCCUGGACCACUAGACGAGUAACAAGUCAUUGUUGAUUGAUUUUUCAAGCAUUUUUUGUGUCAACAUGUACUCUACCUGAUCAAAGCGGGAAUACAAAUUCGUCCCUUGGAUUGGCUCGGGAGAAAAAUAUAUAUUGAUUCGCCGUAGUUGAA